AUGACGUUUUUGCAGGUGGUCGGCACGACCAUCAUUCUGUCGGUGUUGGGGACAGCUGUCGGAGCCCUCCGGCGUCUCUUUUUUCAUCCCUUGUCUCACAUUCCGGGACCCCGACUCGCCGCGCUCACCUGGUGGUAUGAAUUUUACUACGACGGUAUCCAGCCGGGACAAUACGUUUUCAAGAUCCAAGAACUUCAUAAGCAAUACGGGCCGAUCAUCCGGAUAACACCGGAGGAAGUCCACAUUAACGAUGUCGGCUACCUGGACACAAUCUACGCUCCGUCGAUGACCCGCAUGGACAAGUAUCACUACCAGCUCCGAACCUUACGGGUCCCCGGCGGCGUCGGCACCACUGCCGAUUAUUAUCUUCACAAGACCCGUCGCGAGGCGCUCACGCCCUUCUUCAGUAAGCGCAACGUCCUCUCUCUCGAGGGAGUGAUCGCCGAUAAGGUCGAGCAGUUGUGCGGGUUGGUCGCAAAGCAUGCAGCGACGAAGUCUCCGGUUAAUCUGUCGGACGCGUUCUAUGCAUUUUCGAACGAUGUCGUGGCGAAUUUCUUAUUUGCGCACCAGACCGACGUGCUCGCGGACGAGGAGGAAGCGGCCAGACUGCGUCACAACAGCCAUGAGCUUCUCCAAGGAAUCAACACGAAUAAGCACUUUCCGUGGAUUCCAGAUAUCCUCGAGGCCCUUCCGCAGUCGUUGACGCGGCCCGCAAUGCCACCAGGUCUGAUUGACAUGUUCGAACUCUUUGAUAGAGUCCGUGCGGAGUUAGUCGGGAUCAUGAAAGCGAAGGAGUCCAAAAGCUCGGGUGAAAAACCAGCAAACCCAGGACGCAAAAAAUCAGUCUACGAAUCCGUCCUCGACAACCCAAAUUUACCAGCCUCCGAAAAGACCCUCCUCCGCCUCGAACAGGAGGGUGCGCUCCUCACCCUCGCAGGAACCGAGUCGCCCGCCCAAACCCUGAUCAUCAUCUUUUACCAUCUUCUCGCCAAUCCCUCCCUCCUUGCCAAGCUUCGCGGGGAGCUAGACACAGUGCCCACACCCUCUUCCUGGACCCUGCUAGAGAAGCUCCCAUACCUCUCCGCCAUCAUCGAAGAAGGCAAUCGACUUUCAUUCGGCGUCACUGCCCGAGCAGCCCGUAUCCAACACAAACCCAUCACCUACACCCCAAGCCCGUACGUGACCGCACCAGCUCCGCCCCGCAAAUCCUACACCUUGCCCGCAGGCACCCCAGUGAGCAUUACCACACUGAGCGCGCACACCGCCGAGUCCGUAUUUCCGGAUCCCUACACAUUUGACCCCGAUCGCUGGCUGGGCGACGAGGGUCGCGAGCGGAGGAAGUUCCAGCUCGCGUUUUCCCGAGGAGGGCGGAAAUGCUUGGGUGUGGAGUUCGCACGAGCAGAGCUGUAUCUUGUGGUCGCUGCUCUGGUACGGGGGUUUGAUAUGACGCUUUUCGAGACUGAUGAGAGCGAUGUUGCUUUCUUACAUGAUUAUCAUGUUGCUAUGCCGAAAUUAGAUUCAAAGGGCGUGAGGGUAGUGCCAGUCGUACGUUGA
Aspergillus alliaceus is the source of this 1554-nucleotide messenger RNA. RefSeq names its product cytochrome P450. The record is from RefSeq and is a predicted model, not a curated record. The transcript has 4 exons. Gene Ontology annotation, molecular function: oxidoreductase activity, acting on paired donors, with incorporation or reduction of molecular oxygen; monooxygenase activity; iron ion binding. Lineage: Eukaryota; Fungi; Ascomycota; Eurotiomycetes; Eurotiales; Aspergillaceae. Bases 1 to 1554 code for a protein of 517 amino acids.